Molecule: messenger RNA, 273 nt
Organism: Letharia columbiana
Lineage: Eukaryota; Fungi; Ascomycota; Lecanoromycetes; Lecanorales; Parmeliaceae
Exons: 2
Coding region: 1-273 (90 amino acids)
Source: RefSeq, a predicted model, not a curated record
AUGCAAGACUUACCCUCGCAAGACAAUGCCUUGCUUCAUGCCACGGGACUUACAGCACCACCACCGCCGCCCGCAGACUUUGAAAUGAGGUACUCGUGGAAUGAGAAGGUGAGAUUAAAAUUGGAGCAGGUAUACAGCAACACGAUCGACCUCAUGGCGGAUUUGGCUGUGCUGGGUUGGAACAGUGAGCUCCGAACUUUCCCUGUGACGGUUUUUGCUGGGCGGCGCUUUACCACACAGAUUGUAGUAGACAAUCUACUGCCCCCGCUUUAG